Molecule: messenger RNA, 3861 nt
Organism: Symbiodinium sp. CCMP2592
Lineage: Eukaryota; Dinophyceae; Suessiales; Symbiodiniaceae
Source: the annotation of a GenBank genome assembly
AUGGCGAUGCCUGCACCAGACGGAGUUGCAGGAGGAUCCCUUCAGGCCCUGAUAGGGAACCUGUCGGCAGCAGCGCAAGCUUUGGCAAGUGCUGCAGGUACAGGAAGUACCAGAAGUUACGACUCUGCAGCUAAGCUGGUGAAGAGUCCGGAUGUGUUCGCUCCAAAGAAUCUGGAGGAGGAAGUUUCACAGUGGCCAGAUUGGAGUUUCAGUUUCAAAGUGUUUGUGGGCUUCAUUGAUCCCACCUAUGCAGAAGAGUUGAAGAAAGUGGAGCUGGCACCACCAAAUCCAGCAGAUUAUACAGUUGGUGAAAGAGAGAGAAGUACAAAGCUGUAUGCGAUUUUGGCCUCGCAGAUCACAGCUGAAGCAGCGCGCCAAGCAAGAAGAGUUGAGAUGACACAAGAGUGGAACGAUGAAGAUGAAGAGCUCAACUUUGUGAGAUUGUGUCAAGAGUUUGAAGGUUUGGUUCAAGGAGAGCUGAGAAGAGUUGAGGAGUUUGAUAUCUCUUCGAGCGAUGAAGUGGAAGAGAUCGAGGAAGAACCGACUGAUGGUUUGAUGGAGUGGUAUCAAGGAUGGUGGUUCUUGGAAACAGAAGUUGAAAGAAGUGUGAGAAUGGUUUCUGAAGGAGAUGAAGUGAGAAGAACAGCAAGAGAAGUGGAUGCAUGUGAGGUAGUGCUCGACAGUGGAGCUGACUGCCAUGUGUUGCCUAUGGAUUGGGCAGAAGAAGUCGGAGAAACUUCGAACUUUGAGUACCAUCUGAAAGAUGCGCAAGGGAAAGUGAUCCCAACGUUGCCUGUGAGGCAGAAUGUGACGUUUGUUUUCACAAAGGAGUCUGGAAAGAAGUUGAAGAUCACUGACAGUGCUGUUUGCGGCAAUGUCACCCAACCUUUGUUUGCGGUAGGAAAGAUGUGGAAGCUAGGUUGGGGUACGGUGAAUGAGGAUGGAAGAUUGUGGUUGAAGAAAGGAAGUGUUCGGAUACCGAUAUACUUCAAAAGGCUGGAGCGAGAACUGAAGAAUGAGUUGAAGAGCAAAGAAGAUGAAGAUGGUUGGUUUGUGCUAAAUGACGGCACGCCUGCAAGGUUUGAUUGGUUUAUGGGGAAGACGUUUGACCCAACGGGAAAGAUGAAAAGAAGUGGAGAAAGAGUGUUGAAUGAAGUGGAUUGGAAGAGUAUGGAUUUCUUUGAGUGUACGGAGAUCUGGAAGGAUCGCGAAAGAGUGCAACUUGGGGCGAGUCCUCAAGCAAGGUUUGAGGUGAUGGUCACCUUGUUGGAAAAGGGAUUGAAGGAACCGAGUGACUAUGGGUUGCUCACGAACUUGGAAGAGCUUGAAAGAGAACUGGCACAAGAAGGAGUGCCAAUGGAGGCAUAUCAGCCGGAGCUUUUGCAACUUUCGGUUGGAGCUCCAUGGGAUCAUCAGCUGAAGGCUUUGAGGUUUAAGAAGAAGAGAAUUGUGCCUAUUGAUGAUGGGCCAGGACUGCCAAGAUUGGCGGUGGAAGCUGACAAAAGAGUAGAAGAAGAAAAGAGAAGCGAGCCUUCGCCGCCAAGCGACCGCCAAGGAAGCUCAAGUUCUUCUAGCAAGAGUUCGUCGCUAUCUGGAGCAACGCCAGAAGCAAUGGACGACGAGAGCGAUGACGAUGACGAUGAUCCAGGAGAGGUGAGAACAAAGAGAAAAGCAGAAGAUGAAUUGGUGCCCGAUGAAAUGACGUUGGAAGAGUUUCAAAGAGAAGUUGCAAAGAGGAAUGCAGAAGAAGAAGGAGAAGGGUCACCAAAGAAAGAACCAAGAGUAGACGAAGGAACUGGAGAGGUAGAAGAAAGAGUUGAAAAGGUGCCGAGACUUGGAGACGAAGCACGAGGAAGCGCGGCACGAGUGGAAUACCAUAUUUGGAGAUUCGCCAAGAGCGAAGAUCCCGAAGAGCAUGGAGAUGAGUAUGUUGAUCUCGACGAGACACAGUUGUUUCUGGAAGAAAGUCGAGAGUUCCAGAGCAAGUGGAACGAGAAGGUGUGUGAGACAGAAGAGGACAUAACGGCCAAGCUGCGAGCCGCUUUGGAGAAUGCUUUGGCCGAGCUAGACAAGGACGACGAGAGGGAAGCCAAAAGAAGGAAGACAGCCAAGACAGUAGAGGUAGUUGACUUGAGCAAGGAAGAACCACAGGCCAGCUUUCACACACCUUCGCCGAACAAGCGUCUGUUCAGUCCUGACAGCAAGGGUGGAGACAGGCAGAGCCCAGGCAGCCAGAGCCCAGGCAGCCAGAGCCCGGGCAGCCAGAGCCCAGACAGCAACCCUGUGCAAAAGAGAAAGAUAGAACAGCUCAAAAAGACCUUAGGCCAAGGCAGUCCAGUCUACUACAGGCUAGACUACCUUUGGGGCAAGGCAGCAGAGGCAGAGGCUAAGCCCGGCCUUUCGCCAGACACAGCUAGUGACAGACAGAAACAGCAGCAAGCUGAGAACCUGCAAAACCUGCAGCAGAAAGCCAGCCAAGCAGUGGAAAAGCUCGGACUGGAGCCAGCUCUUGGGGUUCUUAAAAAGAGACGGGGAGGCAGACCGCUAGGCAGUAAGCAGAAGACGAAACCGGUGCCGCAUCUUCGCAAGAAGCGAUGUGAUGUGACAGCCAGAGCCAAGCUUUCCAUCAUGGAAGAGUUAGACAGAGCAGCCGUAGAGCAGAAAAGCAAAAGUGCAGCCAGGCAGCAUGUCAUGAGGCAGUAUGGUGUGAGCGAGUCUUUUUGCUUCAACCUGCAAAGAGACUAUCACAGACAGAAAGCCAGACUUUCUCCGUCUGAGACCCGUGCUUGGGCCUUGAAUGAGGAAGCCAGCCAGCACGUCCUGACGAGCACAGACCUGCUGAUGGACUUCGAAGAAAGGCUCGACAAAGCCAUUGCAGUCAGGCAGGCAGAACAGGAAAAGGGUCUUCUUGACCAGACAGGUGAGAAGGAGCUGGCAGCCAUGGUGCAAAAGAAAGCCUCGCUAGCCAACAAGCCAAAGCAGAGGAGCAAGUACCAGGUCCAGCUCCUCGCAAAGUGCGGUCUUCGAAACAGAUCCUGCCAACAGACAGCCAACCUGAGCAAGGAGGAUGAGAAAGCCAGGCUAGACUUGUCCUGGCGACUUUGGGACUUGCUUUUGGAACAGGCAGCCAGUCCCACGCCACAGCCGGACUUGCCUGUAGCAAGCCCAGAGCAGUGGACGAUAAAGCGAGCAGAGACAGCCAUCACCAUGUCAGAUCAAGUACCUGCUUGGCUCAAGCCAACGCCAGGGAAGGUGUUGACAUCGGUGGUGCGCUUGAAGCUAGCCAGCGAGCAAAGCAAGGCAGUGCAGAACUUCUUUGCGCCAGACAGACAGCCAGUGGGUGUCGUUAUGCCCACGAUACUUGUCACAUACGGCAAACACUGCAGACUUGAAAACAUCAGCCAGGAAGGCACGUGGAUCAAGUCCGAGUGCUUCCAGGUAGGCAGCCAGACAGUCAGGAGAAGGGCAGGCCAGCGAGUGCCAGGACAGGUCAUGCGCACUUGGCGCAAACUGCGACAGACCCAGCCACACCUGUUUGAUGGCAGUGUCAGGGUGUGGUGCCAGCCAGCCGCAGUGGUAGAUAGCGUGAUUUACAGAUGGCAGCUAGAGCUCGAGUCAGAAGAGCACAGCCAGGCAGUGCAGCUCGUCGAUAUGUUCGGCGGAGCAUGGACGACGGAGUCCAUGCACGCCGCUGCACUCCUGCAGCGAGCUCAGACAGGCAUUGCAGCCGGGUGCACCGGCUUGACCCAGGUGACAGACAUCGGGUUCGCCCAGCCAGCCAAGGCAGCUCUCAAAAGGUGGCAGGAAGACUUGAAGCAGCGCAUGAGAGAGAAAGCCAGACAGCAAAAGGUGCAGUUAUAA